Bubalus bubalis (water buffalo) is the source of this 2929-nucleotide messenger RNA. It is a transcript of the gene NEMP2, whose product is annotated as nuclear envelope integral membrane protein 2. Gene Ontology annotation, cellular component: nuclear envelope. NCBI's taxonomy places the organism in Eukaryota, Metazoa, Chordata, Mammalia, Artiodactyla, Bovidae. Bases 441 to 1847 code for a protein of 468 amino acids. The record is from RefSeq and is a predicted model, not a curated record. The transcript has 9 exons.
GAGAAGAUGGUUCCCAGCUCGAGGGGUGUUAAGGGUUAGCGCUCUCACCCUGUAGUUCAGGGCACAGGGAUGCUGGGGUAGGGAAGGGGCGGUGGAGCCUGCAGGUUCUGUUGGGGGGAUGGCCAUGGUGCAGGCUGGACAGGUGCCCAGCAUCAGGUUGUUUCAAGGGGAGCCUGGAGAGCACCCCCUCUUAUGGUGCCAGCACUGGCCAGGCUCUUGUGAAGACUGGCCGUUGCAGGGAAAGAGCAAAUUGGCCAAGAUGGCGUCGUCGGGCUCUCUUGCCCGACGUUUUGUAGAUGGUGAUGAUGUAACCGCUGAGAUCACUUAAAGUGCUGCACGUGUACAUCACAAGGUACCCAGCUGACCACGGGCUGCUUUGUUCUGUAAGCACAUAUAAGCUCCACCUGGAAGUGACCUUGUGGCUGCGUUGCGGCUGCAUUAUGUCUGUGUCUGCUGGGUCAACCACGAGAGGAGAGAAGACAGUGUGUCUGCAGUUCCUAUUGCUCCUCGAGUUUUCUUCUAGCUUCCCUGCUCGUGCCUUGCCUUCCAUGGGUUCAUCAAACAGCACACACAGUGAGAUACAGCAAGACAGCCUUGCCUUCACUAGGUCAACUCUGCGACCCUGUGGACUGAAGCCUACCAGGCUCCGCCGUCCAUGGGAUUUUCCAGUUUCUACGUGUAAAGCUUUGAAGGAGAUGGAUAUAAUUAAAGCUUCUGUGUCAGGCUGUUACUGCUACAAUCAAAAUUCCCAAGUGAAAUGGAAGUAUAUAUGGUCAACCGUGCAGGUGAAAAUUAACAGUUCAGACCUGUUCAGUGUUGUAUAUAUCACAGAAAGGUAUAAUUGCCAGUAUCCAGAAACCAUUCUAUCCAUCAUCAGAUGUAUGAUUCAUAACUUUUGGACACCAGAGGAGUCUAAUGAUACAACCAUCACCAUCCAUCCAUACGGACAGACUGUGUGUUUCUCUGUGAAGCCAGCCGGGAAGAUCUUUAUCUAUACGAUAAGUGUGAAACAAAACAUUGUGGAUUUCAAGCUCGUCUUUGUGUUUGUGGUGGGCAUCUUCCUCUUCUUUUACGCAAAGACCUUGAGUCGAAGCCCUGUUUUCUUUUACUCUUCGGGGACUGUGCUAGGUGUUCUAAUGACAUUAGUCUUUAUCCUGUUGCUGGUGAAAAAGUUCAUUCCUAAGUAUAGCACCUUUUGGGCUCUAAUGCUUGGUUGUUGGUUUGCUUCAGUUUAUAUUCUGGGGCAAUUGAUGGAAGAGCUGAAGAGACUGUGGUAUGAAGGCAGAAUAUGUGUAUUAGGCUACAUCUUGGCAGUUGGCUGUGUCAGCUUUGCUGUCUGCUACAAGCACGGGCCCCUGGUGGAGGAGAGGAGCGUGGCGCUCCUGGCGUGGCUGCUGCGGCUCCUGGCCCUGCUGCUGGUGUACAUGGGGGUAUCCGCGCCCCAGUUCGCCUGCACGGCCGCCCUGCUCCUCUUCCUGUCAUCUGGGAGUCGGCGCUAUCCGUGGAGCGCGCUCGCCUGUGUCGGGAGGAAAAUGAAGAAAUGGUUUACAUCAGAGAAGCUGGCGGUGAAGUUUCUUACUGAAGAUGAGUACAAGGAACAAGCUGAUGCAGCCACAACCUGCGCCCUGGAGGAGCUCCGCCAGGCCUGCCGCAGCCCCGGCUUCCCGUCCUGGCUGGCGGUCUCCAGGCUUCAGGAGCCGAAAAAGUUUGCAGACUUUGUUCUGGGAGGAAGCCACUUGUCGCCUGAAGAAGUGAGACUCCAUGAAGAACAGUAUGGCCUUGGAGGUACCUUCUUGGAAGAGCAGCUUUUUAACCUGAGGACUCCUGACAGUCAGCCUGCACAGUGACUUCAUCCUGGACAAGGAAGUGGGCAUGGGCAGGCGGGCAGAACUGUCCAAGGAGCAGUGGCCAAAGCACUCGCCACAGAGAAACAUCAAACCAUACUGGAAAGGAAAGCUAAACUUCACUGAAGAUAACUGAUCCUUCUUGGUCAGUUCUGUGUGUUGUCCUGUAGGUGGCUGCUGAGAUUGUGUGACGGUCAUUAUCACUUUCCUUGAAUGAAGACUCUCGUUAGGAACAAGGGAAUCGUGUUGAUCUUCAAAGGUCCAAUUAAUGUGAAUAAGUUCCUUGUCAACUCCAGGGCAUUAAAGCCUCUCUUAAACCCCAGAACCUGCAAUAAAAUAGUGCACUGCUCUUCCCACCUGUUAUCAGUGUAAGGGCUGGAAGAGACCUGGGAUAUGCUGGACCAAUGUUUUCCAAAGUGUAGUCCACAGGAUGCCUCAGCGUUAGCAGGUAAGGGAUCCUGAGGUCAACCGAGAUGGAUGCUGCAGGACUUCUCAGAGCCUUUAGUAAUGCUGAUGCAUGUUGCGUGAACCUCCUGAAGAGGAGAAAUGGUGUGAAGCAGUCUCUGACUUAAUUUGAAAACAGAACCCUUCUUUAUGAGAUUAAUAUUCCUUGGACAGAAUGUUUAGAAAAUGCUGAUGGUGGAGGAAUGGAGACUUGGGAAAGUUAAAUAACUUAUCCAAGACUACAGAGAUUUUUAGAGGCAGCCCUGGGACUAGAACUCCAGCCCUGCUGCUUCCUAUGAUUCAGGUAGAAGAGACUUUUAGAAGCAAGCUGAGGGGCCACCUCUCCACAGCCUUGGGUCUUACAGUAUUGGUGACGUAUUUUUUUACUUUUUAUAAUACCCAAGUAACUGAUAACUUCAGUAAAGAGAAACAUUUCCUAAGGUUAUAUUUAAAGUUUUGACAAGACUUUUAUAGACAUAUAUUAAAGAUUAGAAGUUAGAAUUACUUUUCUAAAUUUUUGUGUGUGCGUUGAAAUUGUUGAACUACUUUUUGUAUUUCUUUGUAUGUUGAAAUUUAACCUCAAGUUUACUGGCCUGUUUUUUAAAAUUGUGCAAUUAUAUAUAACAAUUUCCUACAAAACA